This is a messenger RNA of Lacerta agilis (Sand lizard), 1807 nucleotides long. RefSeq names its product PHD finger protein 19 (gene PHF19). Gene Ontology annotation, cellular component: nucleus. The transcript is spliced from 14 exons. The record is from RefSeq and is a predicted model, not a curated record. Bases 1 to 1743 code for a protein of 580 amino acids. Gene Ontology annotation, biological process: chromatin organization; regulation of DNA-templated transcription. NCBI's taxonomy places the organism in Eukaryota, Metazoa, Chordata, Lepidosauria, Squamata, Lacertidae. Gene Ontology annotation, molecular function: chromatin binding; DNA binding.
AUGGAGAGCGCCAGUGUUAAGCCUGUACUUGCGGGCAGCAGAGAUGUUGAGCAAUCAACGGUGGAUACAGUCGCCAAGAACCAUAAAAGGCGCCAAGAACUGAUGCUCAAGCUGACGGAAGGACAGAACGUCUUGUGCUGUUGGACUGAUGGGCUCUAUUACCUUGGGAAGAUCAAGAGGGUGAGUGGUUCCAAACAGAGUUGCCUGAUGACCUUUGAAGACAACUCCAAAUACUGGGUCCUUUGGAAAGACAUCCAGCACGCUGGCCUCCCUGGUGAAGAACCAAUGUGUAACAUCUGUCUGGAAAAGACAACAGCCCCCCUGAAUGACAUACUGAUAUGCGGGAAAUGUGGACUUGGUUACCACCAGCAAUGCCAUAUCCCAGUGGUGAGCAGCAAUGAGAGUUCCUUGGAGUCAUCUUGGUUCUGUCGGAGAUGCGUCUUUGCCCUGGCUGUACGGAAGGGUGGAGCCCUGAAGAAAGGCACCAUUGCGAAGACGCUGCAAAGGAUCAAGAUGGUGCUGUCCUAUAACCCGGAGGAGUUGGAAUGGGACUCUCUCCACAGAACCAAUCACCAGCAGUGUUACUGUUACUGUGGCGGCCCUGGCGAGUGGUACCUGAAGAUGCUGCAAUGCUACCGCUGCCAACAAUGGUUCCAUGAAGCCUGCACACAGUGCCUUAGCACCCCAAUGAUGUAUGGAGACCGGUUCUAUGUUUUCUGCUGCUCGGUGUGUAACCAGGGCCCAGAAUACAUCAAACGUUUGUCUUUGAGAUGGGUGGACGUCGUGCAUCUUGUACUCUACAACCUGGGUGUCCAAAGUAAAAAGAAAUACUUUGACUUUGAUGAAAUCUUGACCUUUGUCAAUCAGCACUGGAACCUUCUGCAGCUUGGGAAGCUGAAGAACACUCCCGUGGCAGAGAGAGCCCCCCACAUCCUUAACACACUAAACAGCUACAAAAGCAGAUUUCUAAGUGGGAAGGAAAUCAAGAAGAAGAAGUGCAUUUUCCGAUUGCGGGUCCGGGUCCCACCAAGCCCACCAGGCAAACUCUUGCCAGGGAAGGUCCCAGGGCUGGCUGAUGAUAAACCUUCUGAACCGAAGAAAACGGAGAAACUCAAGUCCUCCCACAAAAGCAGUUCGACACAGCACAAAAAGAAGAAGAAGAAGAAGGGGGGAAAGUCAAAGUUUCUCUUGGAGGAUGCGAUUCCCAGUACUGAUUUUGCCUCUGCUUGGAGCACAAACCAUCACCUGGCGAGCAUCUUUGACUUCAAUGUGGACGAAAUCCAGAGCUCGAAAAGCGGAAGCUCCAGCCAUACUUUCUUUUCUGACGUGGAUUCCACGGAUGCUGCCAGUACUUCAGGUUCAGCCACAACCAGCCUGUCCUAUGAAUCAAGAAGGAACUUGGGCAGCCGGAAGCGUAAGCUGACAUCCAAAAGCUACACAACUAUUGAGACGAAGCAGAAAUGUGCGGAGGGUCCCCAGAGGGCCACACCUGGCUGCUCCUCAGAAGACAGUGAGGCAACCGGUGGCCCAGAUCGCCCAGAGAACCCCACCGAGGGUCACGCUUUCGAGAGCCUGAGUGAAGGCAACUCAUCGUUCUCCUACCUCAGGUCGUCAAUCAACAACUAUUUUGGCGCCGCUGGCAGGCUGGUGUGUGGGGAAAAGUACCAAGUGUUAGCCCGUAGGGUGAACCUGGAUGGCAAAGUUGAGUACCUGGUGGAAUGGGAGGGCACGACCCCCUACUGAGUGUCUGGGGCGGCUUGCCCUUGAGAAAAGAAAGUGUUUUGGGGAAAAUAAACUCAGAGGAGUC